Molecule: messenger RNA, 1164 nt
Organism: Talaromyces atroroseus
Lineage: Eukaryota; Fungi; Ascomycota; Eurotiomycetes; Eurotiales; Trichocomaceae
Exons: 1
Coding region: 1-1164 (387 amino acids)
Molecular function (GO): FAD binding
Source: RefSeq, a predicted model, not a curated record
AUGCAAAAGCCCGUUCUUAUAUCUGGCGCCGGACUGGCCUCUCUUCUGCUCGCGCGCUCUUUGCUGCAGUCGAAUAUUCCCUUUCAAGUCUUUGAGCGCGACGCCUCUCUCGCUUUCCGCGGUCAGGGCUACCGCCUGCGUCUUUCUUCCCAGGGUCUUGACGCGAUUGAAUCCGUCCUUGAACCCGCGGCAUUUCAGCGGUUUUAUGACCAAUGCGGGAAAACAGCGGGCAAGGGGGUCGUGACCCUUGACGCUGUCACAGGCAAGAUGCUAGAGCAUAUGCCAGAGGCACUGGGCUCGCGGGGUGGGAAGAUUGUGGGUAUUUCGCGGGGCGAUAUGCGAAGACUAUUUCUGGAAGGGUUUGAAGACCGCAUCCAAUUCAAUAAAUACGUUACCGGCUACGAAUUGACGGAUGAUGGCGUCCGAGCUGUUUUUGCUGACGGGACAAAGUCUGUCGAAGGAGCCCUGCUCGUGGCGGGUGAUGGUAUCAAGUCGCUCGUUGCGAAGCAGGUGUCUGGCGGUCGUCUCAAGGUCUACGAUACCGGCGCACGGGGGAUACAUGGACAAGCAUCGACCACCGCAUUCAAAAGUCUAGGCGAAGGUGUGUUCCGGCUUCUCGACGAGUCGACGCCUGGACGUCAGAUCUCCAUCAUCACAAACGUUCGCCCGGGCGACAUGGACGAUCCCGAUAUUCAGUUUGGAUGGACUCUGGGUGCUGUGCCAGGCGUUAUCGAGGUGCCCAAUAACGACUACUCGAUUGUUGGCAAGACAGCGGCUGACAUUGCUAAAUCGUUGACGAGUGGCUGGCACCCUCAUUUCAAGCCUUUGAUUGAUAAUAUAAAUGAGUCGGAAGCGGCGUUUUGGAAGAUCACUUGUUCAACGCCCACCGGCGUGCCAGAAUGGCCUAAUGAGCCUCGCGUGACAGUAAUUGGAGAUGCAGCGCAUGCCAUGACGCCGGCUGGUGGCAAUGGUGCUAACACGGCCGUCAGGGAUUCGGCUUUACUGGGGCGAUUGCUGCGCGAGGCUGGUGGAUACAAUAACGGCGUGACAGCGGCAUAUGAGAAGGAGAUGAGAGUCUACGCGAGUGAAGAAGUACGGGCAAGCUAUGGCAUAGCAACGAAGAUCUUCAAUGCCGAAAUCAAUGAGUCGACCCCAAGCGUUUAG